GCUGGGAGAUCGACUUGUUUCGAAUAUCGGUCGAGUGGAUUCUAUACUUCAGGUGGCACAUACUAAGAAAUUUUCCUGGCUCCACCACUGCAUCUAGCUGCUUAUCCUUGCAAUGACGUUCAGAAUCUUCGUCAUAAGCAUCAUACACCCAGACGGCCAAGUCCUCAACCCCAUCUUUAUUCAAUUCGUCGUUGCUCUCACUACCACGCUCAUGGUGAUCCGAUUUGUGCUGGAUGCUUUGCGUCAUCGGUCAACACGCAACGCCAUGAGAAUGACUCUGAUCGUUAUGGAUGCAGUAACCAAAGCAAUGAUCUUGUACAGUCUUGGGAUCAUGCAACGCCCCUCCGAUAAGGAUUAUUACUACAAGGUGUGGGCUGUGCUGUUGGUCACCCUCCGUUACAGCGUGAAGAUAGGCCGCCCAGCCGGCAUCGCCCUGAAGCAGACCCCGUUGGUGGAUCUGAUGUCCUCCUUCUGGGCUGCCAACAUCCUUCGCUCUAAGGCGCCCAAGAUUCUCAAGGUAACCGGUUGGCUGCUAUGGUCAGUCAACUCUUUACGCAUCAUCCAUGGUUUUGUCUCCUCGGAGUUUGCCAACGAAUGCCACAGAGAAAAUUUGAAGUUAUUAACAGAGUACAUGCGCCAUGAGCAUAAAGCAGGUGCAGGGGGUGAUCUUGACCCUAGCACAAUGCAGGGGUGCCGAUACUUGGUGCGGGGCGAAGCCAAGAAACGGAAGAUGAAGAAACAAGAAACUGGCGGACAGUCAAGAGAUCGUGAUAUGGUAGAGGAAACUGAGAACAUCAGGAGCCUCUUGCUGGCGUUGAGAGAUGAGGACAAGGAGAUCCUAACGCUUGAGAAGAUCUGGGAGGAGAAAGUCCUUGACGAGGAGGUCAAGGACCUCUGCCUCUCCUUUGCACUCUACAAGCUUCUUCGCAGGCGCUUCUUCAACUUCGGCAUUCAUGAGGCCAAGCUGAAAAGGACGAAACGGCUGGUCCUCGAGGGAGUCCUUGGUCAGCCCUGCAACUCUGAAAGGGCGUUCCGUGUCAGCGAGGCCGAGUUGUCUUUCCUCAAUGACUUCUUCAACAGCAAGCAUGCCAUAGUAUUUGCCAAAGGCUUUCCAUUCACGCGGCUCCUGCUAUCCACCAUUCUGAUAGGGGGGAUCGGAGGCAUGGCGGUUGCUAUCUAUAGCUUCUCCAAGGUUGGUACAAGAGACGAGCUCGGCAAUGUUCAUGGCGGAGUAACUUUCACAUGGUUUCUCCUGUCGUUUCUUUUUGUAAAAGAGACAUGGGAGAUCGCAACUUACGUGUUCUCAGACUGGACCAAGAUAAUUUUGUUGUGCCAGUACGUGCAGAAGCCAUGGUGGCUGCGAAGCUCGGUGACCAAGGCUCUUGUGCGGAAGCUCUGUAGGCUCUCUGUGCCCUGGUUGCCAAGAUGGCAUGGAAAGGUUGGCCAAUGCAACCUUCUCUUACCCAUCCGUUUGGUCUUUCCACUCCGGUUUUUCUUUGGAGCAAGACAUUCUAGGUACUUUGUACAUCUGUCCCCGGAAGUGAAGCAUACUUUGAUGAACUGUCUCAGAGACUGCUUGGCCAAUUGUCCCGUGCGGUUGGACAACUACCUUGAGCGGGCAUUCCACAAAAGCAACGCACCUGGCAGUUUUCGUGCAAAUGUCAUGGGAUUGGUAGAUGGAGUGGAGGACUGUGUGCACAUUCUGCUGGUUUGGCAUAUUGCUACAUGCUACUGUGAGAUUCAUCUUCUCGAUAAAACAAGAAAGGUGAAAGUCAGUAUAUUUUCGAGCGGGCAAGACUUCAGCAGGCGCAGACCUUCAGAGGGUGACCCAAAUCUUUGCUGGUCUCCUUACAUGGUAGCUAGGACAUUGUCGCAGUACUGUGCGUAUGUGCUCACACUGGUUCCUCCUCUAGUGCCUGGGAACAGCCUAAUGGCCACCUCGGUGCUGAACAAGGUGCGUGAAGAAAAAAAUCAUCUUUUCCUCCGAAGCACCCGUUGUACAUUGCCCGCCCAUAUUCUUGCAAGGCUCGAAAAAUAUGCAUCAGGGCAGAUACAUUUGUAUGAUGAAGAAAAAGACGACACCAUAUUGAAGAAGGGGGCAGCUCUUGGCAAGAAGCUGACAGAAGCGAUCAGCGAUGACAAGCCGGAAGAUCUGUGGAGAUUCUUGUCGGAGUUCUGGGCUGGAUUCGUUAUCCACAUGGCUGCAACUACAAGGGCUUCUCAGCACAAGAUAGUUCUGAGCUCUGGCGGGGAGCUCAUGACACAUCUCUGGGCGUUGCUAACCCAUGCCGGGAUCCUAGGGGGUGUCCAGCAUGGCGACCAAGACAUUGAUACUGCGCAAACGCAAGGAGACGUUUACGAUGCGACUGCGAUGUUUUAAGUGCUGCACUGCUGUUGCAUGCAUGCGAAAAUGUAUGCAGAUAAGUGGGGUUCGAAAAAUAUGCUUCAGCUGGUGCCUAAGAAGCUAUCUCAGGUGACACGCGAGGUGUUUAGGUUGCAUUGCUAGGCGCUAGGGAUAAGAAUAAUUUGUGAUGGGUGAUAAUCUUCGACUUGCUUCAGGGAUCAAAGCUGGAGGUUGCUUAUGUGUAUUUUAAGUUCAUCAAUAUCCGUAGUUAUUGUUGCUAGUUCCUUUAUAUUGUUAGCUUCUAUGCCUGGUUUCGUUCACUAGAUAUUAGUUUACACUCCUGGGUUAAAAAAGCA
This is a messenger RNA of Triticum dicoccoides, 2700 nucleotides long. RefSeq lists its product as uncharacterized. The transcript is spliced from 2 exons. Bases 113 to 2380 code for a protein of 755 amino acids. Lineage: Eukaryota; Viridiplantae; Streptophyta; Magnoliopsida; Poales; Poaceae. The record is from RefSeq and is a predicted model, not a curated record.